Molecule: messenger RNA, 1204 nt
Organism: Octopus sinensis (East Asian common octopus)
Lineage: Eukaryota; Metazoa; Mollusca; Cephalopoda; Octopoda; Octopodidae
Product: probable thiopurine S-methyltransferase
Exons: 10
Coding region: 319-1083 (254 amino acids)
Molecular function (GO): thiopurine S-methyltransferase activity
Source: RefSeq, a predicted model, not a curated record
UAUUAUAUAUAUCUAUAGGACAGAAAAUUAGGUGUGACUGAGUGGUUAAGUGUGCUUUGUAACCAUCAGAUCCCGGAAUCAAUCCGCAUGUAUGACAACGUGGGUAAAUUCUUUCGCCAUAGUCGCGGAUCAUAUAAUCGCUUGUGACUGAAUUUGGGUUGGCGGGAACGGAGUUAAAAAUGUGUACUACAUUAUAAAUAACUGAAAGCUUUACUGCAGUAUACGAUAUUAAUUCAGCCUUAUCACACUGCGCCACGUUGAUUCUAAUUGAUAAGUAGGAUUCUACUUGAUAAGAGUAGAGGUUAGUUCAGUUAGUUGAUGAACAACUUGGGUGCAGAUACGUUGAAAUCACCGGGAAAGUUCAACAAAGAACCAAAUAUGACUGAGAGUGAAAAGAAAACUACCUCUGAUGGCGAAUUUGAUGAACAUGGUUACUGGAUCAAUCGGUGGACCACUAAAAAUAUUCCUUUCCACCAGGAAGAAAUGCACGUAUCACUUGAGAAACACUUGGACAAAUUUAUUGAUGGAAGAAAUGGAAUAAAAAUUUUCUUUCCCUUUUGUGGGAAAUGUGUAGAUAUGAAAAAAUUAGCAGAUAAAGGGCACAAUAUUGUUGGAGUUGACGUUGCUGAACAAGCUUUUCAGGAAUUCUUUACAGACCAGAAUUUGGAAUAUACUGUUGAAGAAUUAAAGGACAACACAGGAAAACUCUUUGCAAGCAAAGAUGGGAAAAUCAAACUUUAUUGCAUGAAUAUGUUUAAAUUUUCAAAAGAUUUUGAAGGACAGUUUAAUGCUAUUUGGGAUCGAGGAGCUCUUGAGGCUAUCAGCCCCAAAACCAGAAUAAGGUAUUCCCAGGUGAUAAAAGAGUUACUUUCCCCUGACUGUCACUAUAUGAUUGCCGCAAUGCAGUAUGACCCUUCAAUAUUUCAAGGUCCACCCCACAAUGUUACUGAAGAGGAUAUCCAAAAUUUAUAUGGUGAUAUGUGCAGCAUUGAAGAAAUUGAUAAAAAUGACAAUAGUCCACGGUUCAAAGAAAGGGGAUUGGAAGAGAUAUUUGAAGUGAUCUACUUUUUGAAAAUUAAAUGAAAGAAAGCUGGGGUUUUUUUUAAAGAUCCCUCCAACACUGAUAUGGACUUUUACCCUUUUAUAUAUUCACAUUGACUCAAUCAGAUAUACUUUUACUUCUCUGGAACUGGAUUUGUACCAA